Molecule: messenger RNA, 420 nt
Organism: Morchella sextelata
Lineage: Eukaryota; Fungi; Ascomycota; Pezizomycetes; Pezizales; Morchellaceae
Exons: 5
Coding region: 1-420 (139 amino acids)
Source: RefSeq, a predicted model, not a curated record
AUGGCUGGGGGAGGGCGUGCUCAGGAUCGAGCUCUGAUUGGUCCAUUCAACCUGCCAGAGGUCGCGUGUGUUGGGUUGGGAUCUGACUGGAUGCUUAAAUUCGCUCGAACGAUGACUGGGGCCUUAGUCCUGGAGAUUAUUGUACCAGUAUGUGUUGAAUUCAAGACGCCCGUCCGGCAUUGCACGUGCCCUAUAUACAGUCCUCUUGUCAACACCGCAGCGCCGCAGGCCAGGAACUGGAGCUACCAUAUCCAGCUCGUUGUGCAACUGGUAGCGGUGUGUUUUGACCAAGGGGCUCAAGUAGGAUGCAGAAGUACUCAACAGCGUAUUCUCAAUGUCCUUUCGCAAACGUCCCUGGUCCAGGAGGAAGAUGCCUCCGCAACUCUCCGUGCCCUCUUUGAGGUUCUUUUGGCUUAUUAA